Molecule: messenger RNA, 1716 nt
Organism: Microsporum canis CBS 113480
Lineage: Eukaryota; Fungi; Ascomycota; Eurotiomycetes; Onygenales; Arthrodermataceae
Product: C-x8-C-x5-C-x3-H type zinc finger protein
Exons: 3
Coding region: 1-1716 (571 amino acids)
Molecular function (GO): metal ion binding
Source: RefSeq, a predicted model, not a curated record
AUGGCGAUGCCUCUUCGCCCUCUGCAUUUCCUCUCUCGCGAGGAUGGCACCCUUACAGCUCUUGUUGCUGUCGAUGAGCUUCCUCAUUACAUCUCUAUCCGUGGGGUUCCUCGCACACUGAACCACAGCGACACCCAAGGUAUGACCAGCCUCGGAACCGUCAAGUCUCGUGGGCAGUUCUACCUUCUCGACAAUGCUAUUCAACAUGCCUCCAAGGCUAUUGGGGACAAGUCGAACAACCCAAGCCGUUUGUUGAUGCCAGGACGUGGACUCGAUGGUUUUGCUCAGCUCUCCAUUGCUCCACAGAGCUCCAUUGCUGACCCAUCAAUGGCUCAGAACCCAGAAUGGGCUCAUAUGGCUACAGGCGGGACUCAGCUGAUAAAGCACAACCCUGGACAUCGCCAUGGAAAAGGUGGUCAAAAUGGUAAUGCUUCCAAAAAGGAAUACUGUUCUUUCUGGCUUCGCCAUGGAGAAUGUGACUAUCAACAGCAGGGCUGUAUUUUCAAGCACGAAAUGCCCACGGAUAAACCGACUCUUGAUAAGCUUGGGCUCAGAGAUAUUCCUCGCUGGUACCGUGACAAACAUGGGGUUAAGGGUCUUGGUGGUGCCGGUGGGCGGACUCGCCAGGAAGGGAACGGGCGCAACUGGCGGGCUGAAAACCAUCAUCAUCCGGUGCCCACCCCUGCAGCUCAUGGAAAUCGAACCAUGACUACGGAGCCCGCAGAGGAGAGGUAUAAGGCUAACCCUACGCCUCCUCAGCCGCCUGCGAUGCCUGGUCUGCCCCAUGGUCACCCAGCAAUCUAUAACGGUAUCCCAGUCACCGCCCACCUUACCCCUCUAGGUUUACCAACUCCAGGUGGUUUAAGUGUGAAUAUGGCUGUAAACCAGCCGCUUGAAGCUUCCAAGUUCACCAACAGAUGUGACCUUAUUUCUAUUGAUGAAUUCCGCAAAACUCCUACACCAGAGCACAUGGUACAGGGCCGAGUCAAGGGUGGACUUGGAAACUUUGCUGGUCACCACCUCCAUGGUAAGGUUGACUUGAUGGACCAUUCUUAUCCAAACGGAACAGGACUAUCGGCUGUUCGAACCAACGGCUUCAACGACCUCAAGGGACUAGAUACGGUAUCCCACAAUAACGCAAUGCAUUCCCAUAGCUACGGCCCCAGCUCUAUGCCAAUUCCAGGAUCAAACUCUCUUUGGACAAUGGGUGAAAAUGAAGGAGAUAGCUGGAACCUGAUGCCCCUGACCCCCUUCCCGCCCGUUGUAGGAGCCACUUCCACCAAUCAGCCAAACGGCCUAGGAUCUCAGCUUAAGAAAAAGGCCCAGCGAUCUCGUCGGCUAUAUCAACGCAGGCAAUCUAUCGAUGGUCAAGAGGCUGACGAGGAAAAGAACUUGCGAGUAACGACCGUAACCCCGAUCAACACAGCUGUCCCUAACCCAGACCUAAAGAAUGGAGUAACGGGAGCGAUUUCACCCUGCUUCUCCCCGCAUCCUCAGUCUGGCAGCUAUGCUUCUUCUCCUUGCUCCCCCCGUUCCGGAGCUACCACUGGUCGCUACGCUGACAAUCUGGACUUCCGUGGAAACGGGAAUCACAAAUAUGCGAGCCGCGGUUCCCCCAACUCCACAGAAUCAGCCAACACCAACGGAGGAACCAACUAUGACUUGUUCGACCUUGGUUUAAACAGCCCAGUUACCUUGAGCGCCAAGCACAUUUAA